CGAUUAUGAUUAUGAUCUGCUGAUAACUGUUGCUGAUUGUUGCUAUAUGUUUAUUUUCACUUUCAAAUUAAUUCGUUAAGCUAUUUCAAAGCAAAUAAACUCAUAAUUGAUAAACGGGCGUGAGAUGUCUGUGGAAAAUGCAACAUUGGGGGCGAUCGUAUUUUCCGGUGCAACACUCCUCAUUUGUUUGCUAGCGAUCGCGGCAAUACACAAGGAUGUGACAUCCAUUUGGAGUGAACUAGAUUCGGAAAUCGUUUCUUUCAAGGUUAAAACGGAUGAUUUGUGGAAAGAAAUGAUCGGUCUUGGCGCUGGUACCGCGUCAAAUCGCUUACGUCGUCAGGCUAACUACAACAUUUAUGACAAAGGUAAAAAAAGCGGUGAUAGUUAUGACAAUUCUGGCGGAGGUAGUAGCGGUUACGACAGCUCGUCGGGCGGUAACUCUGGUAGCAGUUAUGGUAGCUCGGCGAGCAGUAGCAGUUACGGCAGUAAUAGUAAUGAUGACGGUAAUGGAUACGAUUCUAGCGGAGCGAAUUAUGGCGACAUACCACCAACAGUAGUCAACGAACGGUAUAACAAUCCAUACAAUGUGAACUCAAAAGAAGUGCUCCCCAGUAAAAUGAACAAUAAUGAAGAGAAGAGCAGCGAAACCGAAAUUCAUCCGAAAAGUUUCGCCCCAAGCAGUGAACCAGUGGCGGAUGUUGGCGAUAACACUCAUAGGAAACCACCUGGUAUCGGAACUUUUGUCUCACCAACACGCUAUGGUAGCUCCGGCAGUCAACCAGGCCAACAGUUUCGUCCAAUUAGCGGUUCUUUCAUACCUCCAGGUUUUCCAAAAAAUGGAUGGUGUGUGUGCAGUUUGGAAAAUACUUGUCUACCGGGUCCGCCGGGGCCGAAAGGUGAAAAAGGUGUUGAUGGCGAAAAUGGAAUCCCUGGUAAAGAUGGUAUGGAUGGUGUUGAUGCAGGAGAUAUUCAGCAAGAAGGUCCAUCUGGAUGUUUCAAUUGUCCGGAAGGUCCACCCGGUCCUCCAGGACCUCCUGGUCGACCGGGCAUUCGUGGCCAACGUGGACCGAAAGGUGCACCAGGUUUUCCGGGGCGUGAUGGAAAUCCAGGGCCACCAGGUGAUAUUGGUCCACCAGGACCACCAGGAGCGGAUGGUAAGUCUGGAGAGCCAGGAGAAAAAGGUGCUGAUGCCGAAAAAGUUGUUGGACGAAAAGGCAAUCGUGGCCCACCUGGUGACCAGGGCCCUGAAGGACCACCUGGAGACAAGGGUAAAGAUGCGCCACCAGGAGAACCAGGUCCCGAAGGGCCUUCAGGACAACCGGGCUUCCAGGGGCCACAGGGAAGUGACGGUGAAGAAGGUCCAGAAGGUCCACCUGGGAACCCUGGCAAAGAUGCUGAGUACUGUCCAUGUCCGGCACGUGAACAUACUGCUGCUCAUCGGGUACGUCUUGGUUCCGGAAGAAAUGAUGAUAGCGAAAGCAAAGCAGAAGAUGUACAGUCUAAGAGUGAUGAAGAAAGUGGACGGUUCGGAAAAACCGAUUUCGAAAAUCCCGAAGAUAGCAGUAAAGGAUAUAAAUCACGACGUACGCUACUUUGAAAUUGAUGUAGUGAUAUCGUAUUCAUUGAGUAUUGUAUGCUAU
Molecule: messenger RNA, 1640 nt
Organism: Loa loa (African eye worm)
Lineage: Eukaryota; Metazoa; Nematoda; Chromadorea; Rhabditida; Onchocercidae
Product: collagen alpha-1(III) chain
Exons: 6
Coding region: 125-1597 (490 amino acids)
Molecular function (GO): structural constituent of cuticle
Source: RefSeq, a predicted model, not a curated record